Molecule: messenger RNA, 1821 nt
Organism: Volvox carteri f. nagariensis
Lineage: Eukaryota; Viridiplantae; Chlorophyta; Chlorophyceae; Chlamydomonadales; Volvocaceae
Exons: 8
Coding region: 1-1821 (606 amino acids)
Source: RefSeq, a predicted model, not a curated record
AUGGAUGGGUGCAGAUGGUGCUGCCGUGCCAUCAUCAAGCAGCAACCGGUCGCUCUACCGCUGAUGACAUUGUGGGAGGCAGCUUCCGAUGCAGAAUGGCGUCGUGGCAACGUGGCCAUGAACGUGGUGCAUGCCAUGACGGGAGCCAUGAUGCAGCUGCCGCACGUGAAAUGGUCGUACAUGACGUUUAGGUGCACAGCGCCCAACACCCGAGUGGCUGCCGGUGUGCAAGUGGACCGUCCGCCGGGGUGCGCCUCUGCAGUGUCGGUGCCAGAUGGGAUCCUGUGGUCCGACCAGCCGAACUCGUCACUGCCUGCCAGCAUGACGGACGUGGAGCUGGAUGCUGCCAAAACACGGGUGAUGGUCACACCGGUGCUGGGCCGAGUGCCAGUUAAGCAGGGCGACCUGGCAGCUGUGCAAGUCUGGCUGCACGACAUCACGGGGCCCACUCCGGUGGUGGUGUGCAGCACCGCCCCUCAGCUCAAGCGGGCUGCGGAGGUGGUGAUGGGCGAGGUGCAAGCGGGGGUGCCCAAACACCCGCUUGAGCUGAGGGGCGGUGCUGCACACCACCACCAGAGUGGGCCCCGUGAUGUCGUGCAGCCGGACUUGCACAGCUGCCAGGUCGCCCUGCUUAACUGGCACUCGGCCCAGCACCGGUGUGACCAUCACCCGUGUUUUGGCAGCAUCCAGCUCCACCUGCAGCACGUCCAGCAGCCGGUGGUGGACGACCCCGCCACUGUGGAUCUGGUUUGGUGCAAGGUCGCUGCGCUGGAUGUCGGCCAGCUGUGGAGCAAGCUGUCUCAGCAUAAAGCAGCAGGCAGUGCUAUGCACAAGGUGGACAUGGUGGGCCAUGCGUACAUUGCUACUGACAGCAGCAACAUGGCCGGAUGCCUUGUGCAGGCUGUGCACCCCAUCUUUGCGUGCUGGGUGACCAGGUAUGCGCCAAUGUGCCAGCAUGAUGCAGAGUGCCUCCAACCAGGCGUAUGCUUUUCGGCAGCCACCCAGCUGGCCGAAGCCAUCUACACCAUGGCUACUAAGCACUUUCCGUGCAUGGCGGCGCUCAGGCAAGUUAAUGCGCAAUGCAGGGUGCACCGCAGGCAGGGCUGGUGGGCUGAGAUGGCAUGUUGCCAUGGUGUGAAGCUGCUGCAUGCGCCUUUUUUGGCACAUGGUUGCAGGGAGAAGCUGGUGACCUCAGACACGGCGCGCUAUCUGCUGGGUGGCACACCUUUCAACCUGGUGGCGCGUACAAGCAAUGAAGGGGUGCAGCUGCACUUGGUCACCCUGGUCAUGCUGGCAGCUGGCGCUUUGGAGCACAGCACCAUCGUGCCAGUGGUCCCGCCCGGCAGUGAGGCAGUGCAGAUGGGCUUGUCCGUGUUUGUGCGGCCCUGGGACGUGCAGCAGCUGCUGGCGUGUGCAAUAAACGCUGGCGUGUCCCAGGAGCUGCAAGCCAUGCAGGUGCAGGUGCAGGAGUGGCUGAUGCAGGCAAAGACCGCUUGCAGCUGCGUGGUGGUAUGUGAGGCAGCCAAGGCAGAGCGUGCAGCUGUGGAUGCACUGCCGGGUGGAGCUGCUGUAGACAGGUUGUUUGUGGGUUGGCAGGCACCUAGUGUGGUGGUCGGGCUGCAGGCGACUGGCAGCUCGGAGAUCAACGCAGACUUCUGGGAUGGCGAGGACAAGUCUGCCACCGCAGAGGAGGUAAUGUUGCACCUCAGCGCCAUUGGCCAGGCGGUUCAGGCAGACAUGGUGGUGGAGGUGCAGCUGCUUCCCCACCAGGGCAGCAUCUUCUCCGCCCUGAUGGAGGAGGGCUAUCUACCGCAUCAAUGA